Diorhabda carinulata is the source of this 1344-nucleotide messenger RNA. RefSeq names its product regucalcin-like. NCBI's taxonomy places the organism in Eukaryota, Metazoa, Arthropoda, Insecta, Coleoptera, Chrysomelidae. The transcript is spliced from 8 exons. Gene Ontology annotation, biological process: L-ascorbic acid biosynthetic process. Gene Ontology annotation, molecular function: enzyme regulator activity; calcium ion binding; gluconolactonase activity. The record is from RefSeq and is a predicted model, not a curated record. Bases 132 to 1283 code for a protein of 383 amino acids.
AGUCAAUUUAAAUGGUUGACUCUAUAGAGUACACUCCUGAUAUAUCCAGUGAAUUGUUUACGUUUUUGAAUAUAUAAAAAUAAGCUUAUUUUUAAUUGGAUCAGUCGCGGUUCGGAUAUUCAAGUGGUAACAUGUUGUGGACCUUUUUCUAUAUUGUGUUUGCCUUUAUUGGCGUAGGUACAAGUGGUAUAACCACACCAUGUGUUCAUCAAAUUACACACCCAAUAGGACAUACUGAGGGACCUCACUGGGAUGGGAGGAACAACAUACUUUAUUUCGUGAACAUUCCAGCAGGUGAAGUUUAUGCCUAUCACUACGGAUCAUCAUUAUUGAAAAAAAUUAUAUUAAAUGGUAAUGUGUCGCCUGUAAUUCCGGCUCGUAAAGAUCCACAUUUGUUGCUCGUUGGAGUGAACAGAUCCGUAGUUGCAAUUGAAUGGAAUGGAAAACAUACGCUAGGAGAUCAACAGGUGCUUACAACUGUGAGUCAGAAGUUUCCGAAUAGUAGAUUUAAUGAUGGAAAGGCUGACAAACAAGGAAGACUGUGGUGGGGUACAAUUGGACCCGAAGUUAAUCGCGUAGUCGUCCCCGACCAAGCAGUAUUUUACACAAUUACAAAAGAAAAUUUAGAAAAUCCCACAGUUGCCGCAGCUCCAGUUACCAACAGUAACGGUCUUGCAUGGAACAAAGCAAAUAAUAAAUUAUAUUAUAUUGAUACUCCUACACUUAAAGUAGUUGAAUUCGAUUAUAAUGAUGAAAAAGGUACUAUUUCUUCCACAAACAAAACUGUAUUUGACAUCGCCAAAUGGGCAAAUAUAACAGGGCUUCCAGAUGGUAUGACUAUAGAUACUGAAGAUAAUUUAUACAUAGCUUUAUUUGGCGGUGGGGCUGUAAUUAAAGUAAACCCUACUACAGGAAAACUACUUAAGAUUAUAGCUAUACCAGCAAAAGAUGUUACAUCAGCAAUGUGGGGUGGUGAAAAUCUUGAUAUUUUAUUUGUUACCACUUCAAAUACAAAUUUGACACCAAUAGAAAAAUUAGAAAGCCCGGCAGCUGGUAGCGUAUUCGCAGUUACGGGAUUAAACGCCAAAGGAUUUCCGGCUCACACUGCCGAUAUUAUAGAUGAAAUACCUAAAAAGAAGAACUUGAUAGAAGUACUAUUUAAUCCUGAAAUAUUAUCAUCAAGAGAACCAACAAAGAAUCAAAAAAUUGUUCAAACUCGACAAGAACCCGGUCUUUGGGAUUCAUUUUUGAUUACAGUUCGCAAUAUAUUUGCUCAAAAAUGAAGGAGUUUUGUUAAUUUGUAAAUAAUUUUCUUAAGGAAUUGUUAUAAAAAUUUUAAAAGUA